Molecule: messenger RNA, 4906 nt
Organism: Sesamum indicum (sesame)
Lineage: Eukaryota; Viridiplantae; Streptophyta; Magnoliopsida; Lamiales; Pedaliaceae
Source: RefSeq, a predicted model, not a curated record
AUGGGUAUCAAUCUCGUCUUGGCUACUGAAACCACAGAAGCAUCAAAUCGUCUUGUGGGCACCUUUCGGGCUGUGCCCAUAUUGGAAUUAGCCUCAGUUUGCAUUAACUUGACGCUGAUACUUGUGUUUCUCUCCGUUGUAUCUGCGAGGCAGGUUGUGUUGUGUUUUGGUCGGAUUCGUCUUCGGAAGAACGACUUGGCCGGGAGCUCUGUAGCCAUUAGGCACAGAGGAGUUGCUGAUGGUGAGGAAAUUCAGAGCCUCAUAAUUAGUAGAACUUACAAAGCAUCAUUAUUUUGUUGCAUUUAUGUUUUGUUCGUACAACUUUUGGUAUUGGGCUUUGAUGGUGUUGGUCUAAUACGGAAGGCUGCCCGUUGGGAGGUAGGAAAGUCCGAUUGGACUGUCUUACUAUUGCCUUCAGCUCUGAGUUUAGCUUGGUCUGUGCUGAGCUUUUCCGUUCUUUAUUAUAAGUACAAGGCUGCGGAGAAAUUUCCAUUGCUGUUGAGAAUUUGGUGGGUUUCCUCCUCGGUGCUUUGUUUGUUUACUUUAUAUGCUGAUUGUAGAGGAUUUCUGGAUGAAGGAUCACACCACUUGACUUCUCAUGUUUUGGCAAAUUUUUUUGUUACACCGGCUAUUGCUUUUCUAUGUUUUGUUGCUAGUAGGGGUUAUACUGGCAUCCAAGUGUGUAGGAACUCUGAUCUUCAGGAGCCAUUGCUGCUUGAAGAGGAAGCAGGUCUUUCAACUGGGGCAAAGAGGCCACUUGAGCUGAAUGAUAUUCCGCUGCUCGCACCAAAAGAUCGAUCCAAGACUACCUAUAAGGUAUUGAACUCAAAUUGGGAGAAGUUGAAGGCUGAGAAUCCUCUGAAGCAGCCUUCUCUAGCUUGGGCUAUUCUUAAGUCUUUCUGGAAAGAAGCUGCCCUUAAUGCAAUAUUUGCUGGAUUGAACACUUUAGUUUCAUAUGUAGGACCAUAUCUGAUUAGCUACUUUGUGGAUUAUCUUGGUGGGAAGGCGACUUUCCCACAUGAAGGCUAUAUUCUUGCUGGAAUUUUCUUUAGUGCAAAGUUGGUAGAGACCUUAACAACUCGGCAGUGGUAUCUUGGUGUUGACAUCUUAGGCAUGCAUGUGAGAUCAGCUCUCACAGCAAUGGUAUACCGGAAAGGACUAAAGCUUUCAAGCUCAGCUAGGCAAAGUCACACCAGUGGCGAGGUUGUUAACUACAUGGCUGUUGAUGUUCAGAGAGUAGGGGACUAUUCUUGGUAUCUACAUGACAUAUGGAUGCUUCCUCUGCAAAUUAUUCUUGCUCUUGCAAUCCUAUACAAAAAUGUCGGAAUUGCGUCCGUUGCCACACUCAUUGCUACCAUUGUAUCCAUUGUUGCAACUGUUCCAGUGGCUAGAAUUCAGGAAGAUUACCAAGACAAGUUGAUGGCAGCAAAAGAUGAUAGGAUGAGGAAGACUUCAGAAUGCCUCAGAAAUAUGAGGAUUCUCAAAUUGCAGGCUUGGGAGGACAGAUACAGAGUGAAGCUGGAAGAAAUGCGUGGCGUUGAAUUCAAAUAUCUCCGAAAAGCUCUCUAUUCCCAGGCUUUCAUCACAUUUAUAUUCUGGAGCUCCCCUAUAUUUGUUUCAGCUGUUACUUUUGGAACUUGCAUUCUGUUAGGUGGUCAGCUGACGGCAGGCAGUGUUCUUUCUGCUCUGGCUACUUUCCGUAUCCUGCAAGAACCACUAAGAAAUUUUCCUGACUUGGUUUCUAUGAUGGCUCAGACUAAGGUCUCCCUUGAUCGAAUUGCCAGGAAGAUGCAACCAUCACUGCCACGCGGCAUUUCAAAUGUAGCCAUAGAAAUAAAAAAUGGAGAUUUCAGCUGGGAUCAAUCUUCUCCAAUCUCGACGCUCUCAAGUAUACAAAUCAAGGUAGAGAAGGGAAUGCGUGUGGCUGUCUGCGGUGUGGUUGGUGCUGGGAAAUCAAGCUUCCUUUCCUGCAUCCUUGGUGAGAUUCCAAAAAUAUCUGGUGAAGUUAGAAUAUGUGGUUCUGCCGCGUAUGUCCCUCAGUCGGCUUGGAUUCAAUCAGGGAAUAUAGAGGAAAAUAUCCUCUUUGGAAGUCCAAUGGACAAGGUGAAAUACAAGAGCGUGAUUCAUGCCUGUGCACUGAAGAAAGACUUGGAGCUAUUCUCAUAUGGUGACCAAACUAUUAUUGGUGACAGAGGCAUCAACCUCAGUGGUGGUCAGAAGCAACGAGUGCAGCUUGCAAGGGCACUAUAUCAGGAUGCUGAUAUUUAUUUACUUGAUGAUCCCUUCAGUGCUGUCGAUGCACACACUGGCUCGGAGUUAUUUAAGGAGUACAUACUGACAGCGCUAGCUACAAAGACUGUGGUUUUUGUCACUCAUCAAGUCGAAUUUUUGCCUGCUGCUGAUUUGAUUCUGGUUCUGAAGGAAGGUCGUAUUAUUCAAGCUGGAAAAUAUGAUGAUCUUUUGCAAGCAGGAACAGAUUUUAGCACGUUGGUCUCUGCUCAUCAUGAAGCGAUUGAAGCUAUGGAUUUUUGCAAUCAAGCUUCUGAAGAAUCAGAUAAAAAUGAUCCUCUUGAAGGGCCGAGUAAUAAUAUUGCUUGCAUGGCAAAGGAAGUCCAAGAAGGUAUUUCAUCUUCAGAUCAGAAAGCUAUCAAAGAGAAAAAGAAAGCUAAGCGUUCUAGGAGAAAGCAGCUUGUGCAGGAAGAGGAACGGGAGCGAGGAAGAGUCAGCAUGAAAGUGUAUUUGUCAUACAUGACAGCUGCUUACAAGGGAUUGUUGAUUCCAUUGAUUAUUCUUGCCCAAACAUUGUUUCAGGUCCUUCAAAUAGCCAGUAGUUGGUGGAUGGCUUGGGCAAAUCCGCAAACCAAGGGAGACAAACCUAGAACCAGUAGCAUGGUGCUCAUCGGUGUUUAUAUGGCACUUGCUUUUGGUAGCUCCUGUUUCAUAUUUGUCAGGGCUGUUCUUGUUGCUACCUUUGGUCUUGCAGCUGCACAGAAAUUAUUUCUGAAAAUGCUCAGAACAGUGUUUCGGUCACCAAUGUCCUUCUUUGACUCUACUCCAGCUGGACGCAUACUGAAUCGUGUUUCAAUUGAUCAAAGUGUUAUUGAUCUUGAUAUUCCCUUCAGACUUGGUGGCUUUGCUUCAACCACGAUUCAACUUAUUGGCAUUGUUGCUGUGAUGACACAAGUUACCUGGCAAAUUUUGCUACUUGUUAUCCCAAUGGCAAUUGCUUGCUUGUGGAUGCAGAAAUACUAUAUGGCUUCAUCCAGAGAACUUGUUCGCAUUGUUAGCAUCCAGAAAUCACCAGUCAUCCAUAAUUUUGCUGAAUCAAUUGCUGGAGCAGCUACAAUCAGAGGGUUUGGGCAAGAAAAGAGAUUCAUGAAGAAGAAUCUUUAUCUUCUUGAUUGCUUUGCUCGUCCAUUCUUUUGCAGCCUUGCAGCUAUCGAGUGGCUUUGUCUGCGCAUGGAAUUGCUUUCUACAUUUGUGUUUGCUUUUUGCAUGGUCUUACUUGUGAGCUUUCCUCAUGGGACUAUAGAUCCAAGUAUGGCAGGCCUUGCUGUGACAUACGGCCUUAAUAUGAAUGCACGUCUAUCACGCUGGAUACUUAGCUUUUGCAAGCUUGAAAACAAGAUCAUCUCUAUAGAAAGGAUUCAUCAAUACUGUCAAAUACCUAGUGAAGCACCAACACUGAUUGAAGAUUCACGACCCCCAUCCUCGUGGCCUGAAAAUGGCACAAUUGAACUAAUUGAUCUAAAGGUUCGUUACAAGGAGAGUCUUCCUGUUGUACUUCAUGGUGUCUCCUGCAUAUUUCCUGGUGGGAAGAAGAUUGGAAUUGUUGGGCGUACUGGAAGUGGUAAAUCUACCUUGAUUCAAGCUCUAUUUCGUUUGAUUGAGCCAGCAGGUGGCAGAAUAAUUAUAGACAGUAUUGAUAUUUCAACAAUCGGUCUUCACGACCUCCGCAACCGCCUGAGUAUCAUACCCCAGGAUCCAACUUUAUUUGAAGGAACUAUUCGAGGCAACCUAGACCCACUUGAAGAGCAUUCAGAUCAAGAAAUUUGGGAGGCACUUGAUAAGUCUCAGCUAGGGGAUGUAGUACGCCAGAAAGAGCUUAAGCUUGAUACACCAGUUCUAGAAAAUGGAGAUAAUUGGAGUGUGGGACAGAGGCAGCUAGUAUCUCUUGGUCGCGCUUUACUCAAACAGGCAAGAAUUUUGGUGCUCGAUGAAGCCACAGCCUCAGUUGACUCAGCCACGGAUAACCUCAUCCAGAAGAUAAUAAGAACAGAGUUCAAGAAUUGCACUGUUUGUACAAUAGCUCACCGCAUUCCCACUGUUAUUGAUAGCGACCUGGUUUUAGUCCUUAGUGAUGGUCGGGUGGCGGAGUUUGAUACCCCGGCACGAUUAUUGGAGGACAAGUCUUCCAUGUUUCUCAAAUUGGUUUCAGAAUACUCAUCACGGUCAAAUGGCGUCCCGGAUCUUUGAUCUAGAUGAUAACGUCUCAAACCCUGGUGGGGAAGCAAGACAAGCCAAUGGGUAAUCUCGAAAACAUUUCCCCUGAUGCAUCUGUGAGCCGGCUCCAGCUGCCAACGGUGCAUUAAGCAGACUGAAAGACACUGUGGCAGGCGAGGUGGGCAUCUGAAAAACGCUACCGAGUGGAACGUAGUUUGGGCUCCGCUGUAACGUUAUUCUUUCCCUCUUUGCACAUACUGGGGACUUGUUGCACGCAAGAGGGACAAUCUGUACCUUAGGAAUAAGUUUGGUAGAAUGAGGUGGGCGAGGACUGGCCUUGGAAGAGGCAGAAUUUUGUAACUUUUCAUGUGCAAUAAACUAGGCUUUUGCAAUGAGGUGAAGCAACUCUGGUAAUGUGACUAACCCCUUUUAGAGGCAUAAGGAAACUGCAAUCUUUUAUUCA